AUGACAGUCUGGCAGCGAGAAGCCGGGACGACUGGCUGGUCCACUCUCGAAGUUGUUGGCCCCGGUUAUUCGCAAUUAGAGGUUGCUCCUGACAAACAAACGCCCGAAGUCGUUGGACCCAACUACUCGCAAUUAGAAGUUGCCCCUGACAAACAAACGCCCGAGGUUGCGUAUGAACAAGUGGGAAAAGAGGUUUGGCAAGCAGAACAACAAUCAACAGCAUUCAUCGACCCCGCAUCGACAUAUAACGAUGAUAAUCUGACGCAGUCGCCUUCAACUGCACUCACCGACAAUGCACAUGCAGAAAAAGGUUUACUAAGGCGGAGGAGGACAUGGAUCCUGCUCUGCAUAAUAUUAAUUGUCAUCCUUGGCGUCGUCCUGGGCGUGGUAUUUGGAGUCGUGCUGCGUCAGCAGGGGAAUGCCACCACUACCUCCAGCUCAUCGCCAGAUGAAGAUUCACGAGGCGGCAACAGUGAUACAACACCAUCUCCCGAAACAAGCGCCCUAUCGACAGUCCCUAGAUGCGCGUCAUCCUUCUGCCCUCAAUCUCUCAAUGGUCUCGUCGAAUCAUACACAACGGUCGACCAAACGCCCACAAUCCACCUCCUUGCUCGCGACCAGAAAGGUGACAUUCAGCAUGUGGCAUCAGCCUCGGGCGGCACCUCAUUCCCCAACAAGUGGAGGUCAUACGGCGCAAGCGGAUACUACCCAGACACCCUCGCCUCUACUUUCCUGUCCAUCAAGGGAAGAUACAGCAUAUCAUUCUUCGGCGUGGUCUCGGGCUCGACAAACAUCACGCAUGACCACGUGGCCUACCAAACGAUCGACAUAGCCAACGGUUCUGCCAGCAACCCCAUAUACCUGGGCGAAGGGAGGUUGAUAGCCCAGAGCGCGCCGGCCGUGUGUGCACCAGCAAACUCGGGCAUGAGCGGCUCCCCGCCGACCGACAUGAGCGUCUUCAACAAGGCCGGCUUCACCAACGAGAACGACGGAGGGAUGUGGUGGAGGUUCUCGCACGGCACGCCGGGCACCUUCUUCCCGCACUACGUCCACCAGGUCAACGACCUCGGGUACAGCACCAUGCCCGACGCGCCGCCAGGCAUCGCCUGCCGAGACGGGCCCGGGGCUCGGUACGACAUUGUGGCCUACUCGAACGCGACAGACGACUUCAACGCCUAUCACAAAUGGUUCCACUUCACCAACGACAAGUGGUCCGACUGGCACAAGAUCGGCGGUCCAUUCAAGCUGGGGUCCCGACCGAUCUUGGUCGAGGCGUCCAAGGACCGGUUCGACUUUUUCGGCGUCGGGGCCGACGACGCGAUCCACCACUUCACCUUCCAGCAGCAGGGUGAAAAGUACAGCGACCUGCAGAGCCUGGGCGGUUCAUUUGCCAGCAACGCGGCGGGCGUCGCCAUGGGCGCAGACGGAGACCGUAUCGACGUCGUCGCCAUCAACAAGGGGGACGGGAAGUUGAAGCGCAAGGCGUUGGUCGGAACCAAGUGGGAUGAGAAAUGGGCGGAUCUGGGUGUCACUGCUUCCAGUGUCCCGAGACUGAUGAGGAUUGCGGACGAUAAGCUGGUUAUCAGCAUUGUCGCAGCGGACAAAACUGUCUGGUUCUCCGAGGUCAGGAUAUUAGACGACGGGAGCUGGUCCGAACUCAAAUGGCACUUGAUCGAGGGUAUUCAAGUGGAAUAG
This is a messenger RNA of Pyricularia grisea, 1695 nucleotides long. RefSeq lists its product as uncharacterized. The transcript has a single exon. The coding region runs from base 1 to 1695 and encodes 564 amino acids. The record is from RefSeq and is a predicted model, not a curated record. NCBI's taxonomy places the organism in Eukaryota, Fungi, Ascomycota, Sordariomycetes, Magnaporthales, Pyriculariaceae.